CUUGACCUCGACAGCUAGAGUAAUCAUUGCCCUAUAUAGAACAUGUACGGUAUAAUUCGAAGAAUAUCCAAAUUUAAAUCCCUGCAAAAAUGGUGGACUCCUGCAACGGUGACCAAAACAUCAUCCCAUUAUAUAGCGAAUGGAAAUAUACAGGAUAAUAUCAUAUUGAUUGGCAGUCCUGGGUCCGGUAAAACUACAGUGGGACGACUGCUUGGUCCUAAACUAGGUAUGGAUGUAUUGGAUGUAGAUGACCAUCAUCUCGAACCAUAUUGGGGUAUGAGUGUAGCAGAGAAGUUAGAAGAAGUUGGAUCAAAUUCAUUCAUCGAAGUCGAAGGGAAGGCACUUCUAGAGUUUAAUGAACGUGGCAAAGUUAUCUCCCUUACCGGUUCGAACCCUAUGUAUAAACCUGCCAUGGAUCACGUGGCGAAGACUGGUACAGUCGUAUUUUUAGAUACACCUUCACAUGAUAUUGUCAAACGACUAGAGGAAAUGAAAGUCAACCGUAUUGUCGGACAAACUGGUGGAAUGUCCAUGGAAUCUCUACUGAAGUACCGACAGCAAUUCUACGAAGGUUCAUACGACAUUCGUGUUAUUGUUGAGGAAAACGAAACACCAGAAUCCAUAACGAACAAAAUAUUCUUAGCUCUGAGUAGAAUGAAAACGAAACCCGGAUAUGUUUCAACUCGACAGAAUGCAAAACUUGAACACCGGAUGUCUUUCUCAGAUGUUAUUCUGAAAGGCUUAGCACCUGAUGGCGGGCUAUAUGUACCAGCGGCAUGCUUGUCUGUUUUCUCUACUGGGGAAAUGAAACGAAUGGUUGACACUGAGUAUAACCAGAGAGCCCUUAGGAUUUUAGAGAAGUGUAUUCAUCCUUCCGACCUCCACCCGUCAUUGCUGUCACGUUUUCUUUCUACUGCUUAUAGUUCAGACAAUUUCGGAUGUUCCAAAAUAUUUCCGGUACGUCAUCUACAUGAUAAUCAAUAUCUUCUAGAACUGUUCCACGGACCAACAGCUUCCUUCAAAGACGCAGCCCUGCAAUUGAUGCCACAAUUCUUUGUUGAAUCGUUGAAGGUUUCAAAUACCACAUCAAAGUACGCCAUCAUCGUUGCCACUUCCGGUGAUACGGGUGGAGCAGUUCUGGAUGGAUUUACCCGACAUGCAGGAGAUGCUAAUGUCGGAGUUCUGGUAUUGUACCCGGAUGAGGGCAUCAGUGAUGUGCAGAAACACCAGAUGACGUCAAUGGCAGGCAGAAACAUCAAGGUUACAGGUGUUCGAGGAGAUUUCGACGCGUGUCAGUCUUUCGUUAAGCGUGCCUUUAAUGAUCAUUCCCUACAAAAAGAUCUGAUAGACAAUCUGAACUGUAAACUCAGUGCGGCUAACUCGAUCAGCUGGGGACGUCUCCUACCACAGGUAGUGUACCACGUGUCCUCGUACCUCGAUCUUGUCCAGAAUGGUGUCGUCAAACUCGGAAAAGAAGUCGAUCUUUGUAUACCUACAGGAAACUUUGGGAAUAUCUUGGCUGCAUAUUACUCCAAGCAAAUGGGAGUACCGUACCGGCGAUUGAUUUGUGCUUCAAAUGCCAACAAUAUAUUGACAGAUUUUAUAAAAACUGGAACCUACGAUCUUCGGAACCGGAAGUUACAUAAAACCACCUCCCCUGCAAUAGAUAUCCUGGUCUCAUCGAAUCUUGAGCGCUAUCUAUACCACUUGUCGGGCGGAUCUGCCGAAUUUAUCUCGGAUUGUUUUAAACAACUGGAGUCGUCAAAGCAUUUUUCUAUACCAGGAAAGAUGUUGUCUGCUAUGAACGAGUUAUUCGUUGCGGACUGGUGUUCCGAAGAGGAAGCGAAGAAGACAAUUAAGUCUACCCUAGACAAAACAGGCUACCUUAUGGAUCCUCAUACCGCUGUCGCGAAAGCUGUCGGUGAUCGCUUUAACAACAAUGAGUGUCCAAUGGUCAUUGCCUCCACAGCACAUUAUGCAAAAUUUGGACCUGAUGUGGCCAGUUUCCUUGGCCUGGAUAUCCCGAACGAACAGCCGAAUGAAGUGUUUGAGAAACUUCAAGAAAUGUGUACUAGUCCAGUUAUGCAUCUUCCCCUUCAGGAAUCCAUUAAAUGGCCAUCGAUCCACACGACCGUCCUUAAUUCCAAAUAUUCUGAAGUACGGGAGGAAAUAAAAAAUUUCGCUCGUACAAUUUAGAUGUCUGGGAUAGCCAGAAAAAAUGUGUAGAUUGGUAUAGUCUUGCGUUGUUGUAUUCUGUACACAAGUAAAUGUUAAAACCAUGAAGAUUAGAGUGUAUCAAACUAAGGUCAAUCUGACCUACAUUUUGAUCUUUGAUAUACACCCUAAAAAAAUGUUUAUGCGACUCCAUCUCCUACACUACAAGUGAUUCGAACUUAAUACUUAGAUGGGUUCACCUUAGUGUUGCGGUGUGUUAUGUAUCAAAAUUAGGUCACUCUGACCUAUAUUUUGGCCUUUAGCUAGCAUCAAAUAAAUUGUUUAUCCCGGCUGCCUCCUACACUACCGGUCACUGGAAUUUAUGUAUUACGAAUUUAUCAUCUGUGCAUUCUUGGCAUGUAAUUCGCCGAAUUGUUUAGUUAACUUUGUCAAUUUGUCAACUUCGUCUUAUGGCUCAAAAUUGUGCCUUAUUCUGUAAAUUAAAUGGUAAAGACACAAAUAUUUUCAAUGAAGACGUCUUAUUAUGUAUACUAUACAAUUAGACUUAAUUAAGUACUUGUGUGCUUACUGCCAAUCUGUGAUAUGUAUGUUUACGUGUGAUCUGUGUACAAUAUAAUGAUAUAGAUUUCUAUAUGUAUCGAGAUAUUAAGGAGUGAUUAUUUCAUUAACAAUUCACAGUUCCCUGUAAGGUAAUAAAUUGAUAUGAACAAGCAAAGUGUACCAUUGUGAUAUAUGAUCCAUUGUUAUCCAUGUAACAGGAGAUCCGUGUAAUAGUAUAAGGGUACUGAGCAAUGUAUAAUGUUUUUAUAAUAUUAUGCAUCUCAGAAAUUGAGGAAUGAAUGAGAAGAUCCUGGACAAAUGUAUGUAUAGUAAGUAUAAGGUAUUGUGAUAUUGAAACUAUUGCUGUUUUAUUACGAAAAUAUGGAGACAAACUUCAGUUAACCUUGGAUGUUUAUGUAAUUUUUCCAACAUGAAGCUCCCUUAAAAAGACAGUUUAGUCUAAAAACUUUUUAUUCGACUAGAAUCGAUGAAAUAUGUACAUCUAGACGAAAUAACCCGAAUAGUUAGAUGUCACGUACUCAAUUCCAAUAAAGUCCUAAUCAAAAUGAAAAUAAAAAUUUUGUGUCUUAUAUCA
This is a messenger RNA of Pecten maximus, 3310 nucleotides long. Its product is annotated as threonine synthase-like 1. The coding region runs from base 43 to 2196 and encodes 717 amino acids. Lineage: Eukaryota; Metazoa; Mollusca; Bivalvia; Pectinida; Pectinidae. The record is from RefSeq and is a predicted model, not a curated record. Gene Ontology annotation, cellular component: cytoplasm. The transcript is spliced from 10 exons.